Messenger RNA from Alternaria arbusti, 7578 nucleotides. RefSeq lists its product as uncharacterized. The transcript has 4 exons. Bases 1 to 7578 code for a protein of 2525 amino acids. Gene Ontology annotation, biological process: regulation of transcription by RNA polymerase II. Lineage: Eukaryota; Fungi; Ascomycota; Dothideomycetes; Pleosporales; Pleosporaceae. The record is from RefSeq and is a predicted model, not a curated record. Gene Ontology annotation, molecular function: RNA polymerase II cis-regulatory region sequence-specific DNA binding; DNA-binding transcription factor activity, RNA polymerase II-specific.
AUGCGCGCUCACUAUCUCGUCGCUGGCUUGAUCGGCCUCGCUGGUCUUGCCUUCGCCGCUCCUACUCCCGAGUCCACUGCCGUCUCCCUCAUCCCGACCUCCCAACCCGCCGACGUCACCGACCUCGAGUAUGUUGCUCCCGAAUGCAAUAUGGGACAACAGCCAGACAUGUGGCUCGCGGCUAUCUGCGGCAACCACACCAACACGAGCACCAGGCCUAAGACCUGGCUCGGCGUCUGCGGACUACUUACCGCCGGCGUCGCGCAUGAAGUCACAAUUACGGUUCAAGACCCUGGUCUCAUGUGCAGAUUCUACGACGACAGCGACUACUGCAACAGCGACUACGUCGUCGCUACCCUUACCCACCAUUUCCGGAUCCCGUCGGCAAUUGGCAAGCAGAUCAAGUAUGUCAGGUGUGAUAAGGCGCCACCGCGUGAGGAUUCUGGUGAGAUCGAGGGUAGAGCUGAUGAUGCUCUUCUGGACGAUGCUCCUUUUGUUCUUGGAGCGGAAGAUAUCAAGUACGCCGAGGACGAUAGCGCUCUCCCCAUCCACGACGCCCACGACGCGAUCCCCACCAAACCCGAAGACACUUCAUCUUGGUACCCAUCCCCCUGUAUGAACCCCGGGUCGGACAAGUACUUCUUGAUCGUCUGCGGCGGUGGCAACGCCAACUGGAUUCCCAACAAUUGGAUGAACGCGUGUGUGCGGCUGUCCGAUACCGUUGGGCACCACGUCGGCACUGUUAUUCAGAACGCGCACAUCAUGUGCAAGUAUUAUGACGACAGUAACGAGUGCAAUAGCGACUUCAAAGCGUACUCUUCCAAUACUUCAAGAGACAUCGAGAUCUUUUCGUAUCCACCCCAGGUCGGAAACCGGCUCAAGUAUGUCAUGUGCAAGCAGGGUCAGUGGCGCAGGGGUGUUGCAUCUUCCUCCGCCUGUAUGAACCCCGAUGCGAGCCACUACUUCCUGUCCAUCUGCGGCGGUGGCAACGCCAACAACAUCCCUAACAAUUGGAUGAACGCGUGUGUGUCGCUGACCGAUAACGUUGGGUACCACGUCGAAACUGUGACUCAGAAUGCGCGCAUUCAGUGCAAGUACUACGACGACAGCAACGAGUGCAAUGGCAACAUCGAAGGGACCUCCAUUACGUACGAGAAAGAGGAGAGCUUUACGAUUCCACCCGAUGCUGGAAACCGGAUCAAGUAUGUUAUGUGCAAGAUUGGUCAGUGGCGCAGGGACGUUGGUGGGAUUGAAGCUCGAGAGGUCGAUGUUCCUUCCUCUUCGGAAAUCAUGGUCGCUACAGACACCAACUUCUCACCAGACUGGGCCUGCAUGAACCCGUCCCCGGACAACCAAUACUUGGUUGUCUGCAGCCAUGGCGUUGGCCAACUCAUGCUCAACAAGCUCUUGGGUAACUGUCUGAAGCUCAACAGCGAUAUCGCGUAUAACGUCGAUUCUUUCAUUCAAGAUCCAGGUCUGAGGUGUAGGUUCUACAACGACCGCCACUCAGACUGCAAAGGCGAACCCAUUUACACCGCUCAAACUCUGGAUAAGCAACGCCUCUUCAAGAUCGAUGCGAAGUACGGGACUAGGUUCAAAUAUGUUUGGUGUCACAAGGGCGACCACCAGCUGGGCGAUGUUCCUGCGCUCGAAGCUCGAGUAGCGGAUACGUCUCUCGAGGCGCCAUCUUUCGCGGUCGAGGAACCGUCCGGGCUCAUCGCGCGACUCAUCAGCGAUACCGGCUACGCCUUUGAGUAUCAAGAGAACUUCGCUGGGCUCUGCAUCAAACUCCCGGACACGGUAUCUCGUCAUUUGACGCACGCAGCCUUGGUCGAUCAUACCCUCUGCAGGUUCUACGAGAGCGGCUGCUUUACUGUUAUUAAGCCUCUCUUCACUGCAAAGAGCGAGGCCCCCUAUACCAAAGUUCCUGUGCCAUCGGAUGUCAGCAAGAAAAUCACCCACGCUGUCUGCGGGCCUUCGACUGCCCCACACAAUGAGAUCGAUGCGCGAGCGGAUGUUGUAUCUCUCGAAGCGAGCCCGGCGGCCGCUUCCGAAACAACGACGUUGUGGGAGUACAUAGCGAGGAUCUUCAGCCACACAAGCGACUUUGCUAUCAUGAACGACCGCGACAGAUCCUGCCUCAAGUUCAGCGACCCUUUCUCUCGUGAUGUUAUCAAGGUAAACAUCGGGGCUAAAACUCUCUGCGUGUUCUACGACAACGAUUGCAGUCUAGCUAAGUACCCCGUCUUCACCGUUUCGACCACCUGGGAGCCAUUUGUCAGUCGCGACGUGCCAUCGGAGAUUGGCAAACAAAUUACCCACGUCAUCUGUGGGAAGAAAACCCAUGCUGCGAUCGAGACACGAGCGGAUGCUACAACGGCAUCUUCGGACCUCCUUGCGAGAAUCUUCAGCAGCAUAAGCUACACGGAUCUCCACACGCAAGGCGACGACCGAGUCUGCGCUGGGUUAGGAGACUAUAUUUCCCGUGAUGUUACCAAGGUAACUGUUGGAGCUCACACUCUCUGCAUUUUCUACGACAACGAUUGCACCCUAGCCAAAUACCCCGUCUUCACCAUUUCGACCGACAAGGAGCAGUCCACCACUCGAGACAUGCCAGCGGAUGCUAGAUGGAAGAUCACCCACGUCCUUUGCGGGAAGAAAGACGGUUGGGCCAACGUCGAAGCGCGAGCGGAUGCUACAACGGCAUAUUCGGGAACCCUUGCGAGAAUCUUCAGCAGCACGAGCCGUAUGGCUAUCCUCAGGGAAAACGGCCGAGCCUGCGUUAUGUUAAGAGAUCGUGUUUCCAACAGUGUUACUAGUGCGACUCUUGGAGCUCAUACUCUCUGCGUAUUCUACGACAACGAAUGCACAGCCAAAUACCCCGUCUUCACUAUUUCGAGCGACAAGGAACAGUUCACCACUCGAGACGUGCCAGCGGACCUUGGCAAGAGGAUUACCCACGUCCUUUGCGGGAAGAAAGACGGUUGGGCCAACGUCAAAGCGCGAGCGGAUGAUACAUCCCUCCAAACCACAGCCCAGAAGACGAAGAUGGCCCGAGUCUUCGGCGAUACAGCCGACUUGUAUAUCUAUGACGACAACGAUGCGGAUUGCGUUGCGCUCAGCAAGCAUGUGGCUAAUGACGUUGUCGGAGUACAGCUAGAAGCCGGCAUUCUCUGCGUGUUUUACACCAAUGCCUGCAAUAUAGCCAAGUUCCCGAUUUUCCGCGCUUCGAAUGUUGGGCCCGGUACCUUGCAUGUGGAUAUCCCGGGGUAUACUGGUCGCGACAUCUCACACGUCGCUUGCGGAAAGAAGCACACUCUUGAUGCUGAAAUCGAUGCGUGGGCGGCUACUACACCUAUCAUCGAUGCGCGAGCGGAUACAUCACCGAUUGUCGACAGCACGGCUCUGAUGACUUUACAAAAUGACGGUCCCUCCAUCGCCUACGUAUUCAGCAGUACUGCCAUGUUUGGUAUCUACGAUACAGACGCCAACAGCUGCAUCCCACUUGGCGACUCCAUUGCGCAUGAUCUCAUCGCCGUGGCUGUACACGAGAACGUCCUCUGCAGGUUCUGGGCGAACAGCUGCGAUAUGUCCAAGGGCCCUCUGUACCAGGUUCACUCGAACAAGGGCGACGCCGUUCCCAAAGUGCCGUCAGAUAUUGGCAAGCAGCUUACUAAUUUCAUGUGUAUGCGUACCAAGCCUCAGGCUACGAUCAUUGCGCGAGAAGCACUAGACACUUCGAUGGCCGACCCUGGAGCCAUGGCCUUUCUAUUCAGCACCGCCUCCCAGCUUGGUAUCUACGAUGAAGACGCCAAGAGGUGCGUUACGCUUGGCGACUCUGUUGCGCAUGAUCUGGUCGCUGUGGCUGUACCCCGCAAUGUUUCCUGCUCGUUCUACAAGGACGGCUGUGAUGUUUCUAAGGGUCCUACCUUCCUUGUUGCGUCGGGCCAGGGGCGUGGGAAUGUCCAUUACGUACCCUCGGAGAUUGGCAAGAGCCUUACUCAUGUCAUUUGUAUGCGUACUCAGCCUCCCGCUGAGAUCAUUGCGCGAGAGGAAGGUUCACGGUCCAAUGUAGCUCUCAUCACUUCCGCGACCUCUGCAGCCAACACACCGGAUCUAGCUACCGACUUAACCAAUACCCAGAUCCAAUACCCCAGGGACGGAUAUAGCCCCGUGGACCUCCCAGUCGGCGAUCUAUUCACCUGCUCUUAUGAGCAAACCGAUAGCUGCCGGAUCAUGGAUGCACUCAACGAUUGCUUAGAAUUCCCUACGAACACCGCCCACAACGUCAUGAUCCUCGAGCAGGCCAAGGCGACGUAUUGUUGGUACUACAACAAGCCUGGGUGCAAGGAUAGUGAUGAGGUUUUCCAUCACACAUCGGCGCCAGGAAAUCCGACUGCAUUUAUUGGGACCUUCUUCAAGGAUCUCGCGAGUGUGGUGUGCGGAGGUCCCGGUGUGACAUCUGAGCUGGAAGUCAUUCCCCACGACCAUGCUAUCGAAAAGGUCACCGCCGUGGACAGGCCCAUCUACGCCGACGAUAUCACCAAGCGCGACUCUCCCUCCACGCAACCAACACCUGCAUGGACACUUCCUAGAGCCAUCCGAGUAGGCGAAGUUUUCGCCUGCUCCGAAGACCCGGCCUCCGGCUGCUGGUUCAUCAACGCCCCGAACAAGUGCAUGGAUUUCCCGCCCCAGGUCGCCCACAAGUCCAACUUCAUCAUGCAAGGCAAGGGUACAUGGUGCAUGUAUUACCUUGAGCCCGGCUGCUGGGACGGCGACGAAGCUUGGCAGCACGUAUCGCCUCCCACGGAACACACUACCUUUGGAGUGAAGACCAAUGUGGUCGCGAGCGUGGAGUGCCGGGCUGCUGGCGCGACUGAGAAUGAGAUCACUAAGCGCGACUGGCCCCCAGGCUCAACAACAGUCUGCCACCAAGCGCACUACCAGUUCUGCACCGACAACGCCAUCAACGCUAUUCAGCAAUGCGCCAACUUUGCUCCUGCGGAUCAGGGCCCACUCUCGAUUAUCCAGUAUGGCGGCGCGUACUGUAAGUGGUACCGCGACUUUGGCUGUGGAGGUGGAGAGGACAAGUCGCCCAUGAGCAUUGAUUCUAGGGGUGGAGAGCAGUGGGUUGAUGACUUGAGCGUGGAGAACAGGUUCAAGAGCGUCAAAUCUGAUCUCGAUGCUUUCUUCGCGUUUCAGAACAGCCAGUUCGCCACAGACCACGCCCUAGACGAUGGCAGCUUCGCCGGCUUGUCGGAAGCCCUGGGGGCCUCGAACGCAGCACCGAAUCAGUACAAUGAGACCUGGAUGAUGGAUCCGUCACUUCUGGAUCUUUCGAAUAAUUCCACCGCUUCGUCGUCGCCCUUCACGCCAAGCGCAUCGAUAUCCAGACCUAAGCUUGGCAGUCGCUUCUCCAGAGAAGUCAUCCGUACGCUCAAAGACUGGCUUACUGUUCAUCAAAAGCACCCGUAUCCUAGUGAGGGCGAGAUGAUGGCACUUCAAGAUCGUACAGGAUUGAACAAAGCGCAACUGACAAAUUGGUUUGCGAAUGCCCGUCGGCGUGGCAAGGUGCAAAGUGUGCGCCCAACUUCGCCGCAAGUCAAGAACCCGCCUUCUUCUCCGGUUGAUAUCAUCCCAAGGCCUGGUACGCCUGCUGUCAGGAUGGCGUCGAAUCACAAGGACCCUAUGCAGCGUUGGGUGGAAUCGCCACCAGAGCAUGAACCUGCUGCUGUUGGCGACAUUGCGCGUGCGAUGGCUUCGACGUCGCAUGAAGAUGCUGGGGACUUCGCGUAUCAUCAACCCUGGCAAUCACCUUACGCCAUGUCCUCGGCAAGCAGUGCAAGAACGUCGCAAUCGAGUGAAUUCUCGGGUCAUUGCUCAUCAGGGUCGCAAACAUCUCUCAAAGUACGCCGCGCACCGCGCAAGAAGCGGGCCACUCGACGCCGGCGUCUUGAUACGGAGAGGACCGCACCCAUCGGUAUGCCGUAUCAAUGCACUUUCUGCACUGAGGUCUUCAAGACUAAGUACGAUUGGCAGCGUCACGAGAAGUCGCUUCAUCUACCGCUGGAGAGAUGGAUCUGCGCACUUCAAGGCUCUCGCACUACGAAGGAGUCCAUCGGAGAGCAAUGCUGCGUCUUCUGCGGCGAGGUGCGACCAGAUGACAAGCAUAUCGAAGCGCACCACUACUCUGCAUGUCAAGAGAGAAGCUUGCAAGAACGCACCUUCCACCGGAAAGAUCAUCUCGUCCAGCAUCUGCGCUUAGUGCAUGGUGUCGAAUUCUCGGAGUGGUCGAUGGCGCGCUGGAUGCUGCCUAUACCCGAUGUCAGAUCAAGAUGCGGAUUUUGCGGUACUACCAUGAGCACCUGGCUGGAGAGAACUGAUCAUCUUGCCGAUCAUUUUAAGUCUGGUGUUACGAUGGCUAGUUGGCAAGGUGAUUGGGGUUUUGAUGCAUCUGUCUUACCGUUAGUCGAGACUGCUAUUCCUCCUGAUCUAAUCGACUGGGAAAGAGGCACUCUCAUUCCCAUGAAAGGUAGCGACCCAUCCUGGGGUACUCCACCAAACGCAUACGAACUGCUCAAAGUGGAAAUCGAGUUCUUCAUCCAACGGUAUUUCGACAAGCACGGGUACUUGCCGGAUAACGACGCGAUGCAGCUAGAAGCAUGUCGCAUCAUUUUCGCAGCCGAAACCACUUCCGUCAUGCACGGACCAGAUACAAACUAUAUCCACGAGGUUUCGUGGCUACGAGACCUGAUGAUGUCAUCACAUGAGCUGACUGAACACGCAAGGUUUCAGCCAGUUCGAUCAUCCCGCGAGAGCAGACAUUUCCCGCUACGCAUCAAUGCCAAGGAUCAUCUCUUCGAGCAAUGUCCGCUAGAGGCGCAGCUUCGUGGUUUUGUGACCCAGCGCGUGGCGACGGGUGAAGCACUGGACGAUGCGCAACUGCAUCACGAAGCAUGUCAGAUCGUUCGGCGCAUGGAGCAGGAGUCCAGUACGCCGUCUGAUGUCUUCGCAAAUUGGAUUGUCAAAGGGAUCUACUCGGGCACGAAUUGGAUAUCGCUCUUCAAGCAACGCGCAGGUAUCUCUGAUGUCGUAUGCACCAACAUACCGGCAGAUCAUGGCUUGGGCGAAUUACUAGACCUCUCCUGGCCAGCCUCGCCUCCCAAAGAAGCAUCCACUUCCGCUCUCGGGACCGCAAGUCCAUCCAAGCAAACCCACGACUACUUCACUACGCUUCCCACUUUCUCCGAAGAGCCCAUACUCUCGCCUGAGUCUACCGCGCAAACGGACAUGUACGGCCGGUUGCGAUCGCUGCUACCGGACGACACCAACUUUUACCGAAUCUUUGACAGCGACAUGCGGAGAUGGGCGGCGUCGACGCUUUCACCGAAGAAUCCAAAUUGCCAUGUUCCAUCCGAUGAAGAGAUCCAGCAUCAAGCGCGAUGGAUAAUGUAUGAUGGUGAUGAUCCGUGGAACCAGACACCUGCGGAUUUCCCGAAAUGGCUGUCACGGUUCAAGAGGGAGGUUGGGAUUGUGGCGAAUGACGAGGGAGUGAAUCCUGGUGAUUUGGUGAUGUGA